ACAAUCGGUGGGCACAGUGCGCGAUUAUUAAUCUGUGUACGGUUACACCUGCAUACGGUCGUUGUCGGUGGAUUUGCGUGAAAUCUGUCCAGUUGUGUGUUCAUUUUCGUUAAUUUAAGACAUCUGUAAAUAUGGAUAUUAGAAGAAGGACGACAUACCUCUCUAGAGGUAUCGAUGGUCGUCCGUCGCACAAUUACAGGUCAUUUUUCCAAUCGGCUCAAAGGAAGUAUUACAAUGUUGAUCCUGAUAGUGGUAUUCGCAUAGUUGGACCAAUGUUCGAAUUGACUGCGUGUGUGGAGUUAAAGGGAGAUGAAGACGAUUUUGAAACCAUGUAUCCAGAUACAUCUCUCUCAUAUGGUCCAACUAUCUGUUCCUUCGGUUUGAAGUAUAAUGACCAUAAUUAUGCCCUCCCAUCAGGCUUAACGCCUCCUUCAAUGGCCCCUCAUUUAAUGGAUCUACAGGUACCGAAAAACAAAUUCUCAGAUAGCCCAUCAAGUAAUUUAUUUUCCAAAAGUCUCUUCGCCCAAAAGCCAAGUUCUAAGUUUAGUAGUGCGGACAUUCAAAAACAUGGUACUGACAAGCAAUCCGACAAGCAGGGUGCUCCAACUUCAAAACGCUUUACAACUGAUGAAAGUGAUGGCAAAAAGCACACUGAGGGGCCAUGGGAAUUGCAGUCUGAAGACUCCGAAGAUAAAACGUCUUCUAAUACUGAUUCCAAAGAUCACUAUAUGACUUCCCGCUAUAGUUCACAAGUCCCAAACUAUGAACAAAUGGAAUUACGUUGCGAACCUGAAUUAAAGGUCAUUGAAGUCCCUGAAGAGCUUGCAGUUUCACCUUCCCAACUAAGUGAUUUGGAUAGUGAUACAUCAGAUGGCGAGUAUGUAAAUAAAAUUAUUGUCCCUACUUCUGAUGGAUCAUAUGUUCAACAAUCAGAUGAUAACACAUGGGCAGCUAAUAAUGCAUGGCGUGAUGUUCGUUGCAUUUGUGGUCAUUCUCAAAUAAAAUCUGGAUUAAUUCGAUGCCCGAAAUGCAGUGCUUGCCAACAUGUACAGUGUAUGGAGUCGUAUUAUAAUGUAACUAUGCCACGUUUGAGUGACGGUUACACAUGUAAUCUGUGUAACAUUGAUAAUAUGGAAGGUCGAACUUCGCCUAAAAGUCUAUCGGAUAAAAAUCUUGCAGUGAAUAAAGACGGUGCUGCUGUAAACGAUCCGGCUGUUAAUUCAUCAUCUGCUGAGGGCAACGGUGGAACUAAGUAUGUCGAACUUGCAGCCGAUAGAGCGAAGCGACUGGGUUUGCUGUCAAAUACGACACUGGAAUGUGAUUGCCCCACACAUCCUAGUUCCUGGCCAGGUCAUCGUGGAAAGGAACUUGAUGCUUCUGGACGUCCUGGAUGGGCACCUGUGAAUUGGGAAAAAUUGACUGAACUUUCUCGUUCUGGUCGCAGACAUCCUGGUGAUACAGAUGUAAAUCUUAGAAUGCCUUCACCUCCAAGAGCAUCAAAACGGAAACAGGAUUUGUCUUCUACAUCAUAUAAUGAUGCAGAAGUUACAGCAGUUGAUUCAACCUCUGAGAGAAGUUCUAACGCUCCCGUUAUGAUGCCAGGUAGUACAGAUGAAUUGUCUUCUGUUGAUGGAACACCUGUUAGUACUCCAACAAAUACUCCUGUAAAAGCAGGACCUUCCCAUCCAAACACCCCUGUCACUCCAAGUACACCUGUUAGUACUCAUACUCCUGCUACUCCCGGGCACAGCAAUCCUCAGAAUACAGAUAGUAGUCCACGUCGUCCUAAAUCAAGUACUCAUAAUAAAGCCAGGAGAGUACUGUUUUCUGCAGAUGGAUCUCCUUCAUCUAAACGUCGUUUCGAUUCACGAACAAAUCCUCUUGGCGCUGCAUGGGCUAAAGACUACCAAGAAGCUGAAAGUAAUGUAUAUACGAAAGCUAUACUAGAACGUGUUAACACUAGAAUAUCUGCUAACGCUGAACGAAACCAUAAAAUACCACCAGCAUGCUUAACUCGAAGUUCACUUUGUCGAGUUGUGCUUUUUGAUCAUAAUGAAAAGGGAUUAGAAGCAUCGAUUAGACUAGCGCCGAAUGAGGUUGUAACAGAGGUUCGUGGUCAUUUCUUGCUUAUAGAAGAAUAUGAACAUUAUGUGGAUCCCGUGUCUGAAUAUAACCGUUAUGUUAUGUUUUACCGUGGAUUUGGUGAUCGUGUAAUUGUUAUUGAUUCCAGUCUAUAUGGGAAUAGUGCACGCUUUGUUCGACGUUCUUGCAUUCCAAAUUGUAGACUUGAACAUUAUGUCGUGCAAAAUAAACUUCAAAUUGUAAUUCGUACAUCAGUUGAAAUAAUGCCUGGUACUGAAUUGACUAUACCGUUCGACUUGGACUACAGAGCUUGUCGUUAUCCUUUGGAUUGUGCAUGUGCAAGAUCCCGUUGUCCUGUCCUUAAAUGGCGGCGCAAGUUGCUUCGUAACAAGGUGGUACCUAACUUAGAUUAUAAUAAAUAUAUUCAAUCACAGCUCCGUGUACUUUCAAAAACUUUAUCACCACAAGAAAGUUCAACUCAUCGACGAUAUGAUUCAGGUAGUAGUUUAUCAGCCUCCCCACUGAUAAAAUCAUCUACCUCAGCAAAUAGCCACAGUAUGUUUACUAUAAAACCAUCAUCAUCAUCUGUCAAUUUUCGUAAAGAAAUUGAAUUACCCAAAUAUGACUAUGAUUUUCAUCAAACACAAAAAUCUAAAGAUCAAGAUCAAAUUCAAACAGAUACAGAUAAAGCGAAUGUUGUUGUUGAUCAGGAGAAUUCUUCUUCUGACAAUGUUAAUCAACCUGAAACUUGUAAAGAGAUAAAUACGGAUUUAGAUGCUUCAGAAGAUAAAAAUACUACAAUUACUGAUGAAAAUCAAAUACCUGAAACUUCAAAUUCAAUAGAUAACUCAACUGAUAUUAAUAAUUCUAAAAUCUCUCCAACUAAAUUAAAGGAUUCAUCAAAUCGAAAGUCACAAGGCGUAAAUGAAGAAAAACAGCCUUUUGAACCUAUUAUUACAACAAGAAAACAGGCUGCAGCUAUUAAAAGUGGUAUGCGAUGAGAUUACAUGAACAACUUUCGUUAUAUAUUCAGAUACAAACUUUUCUAAAUUAACAGUGAUCAUCAAAUAGAUACAUAUAUACAUAUACAUAAAUGUGUUCAAGGAUAGUGAUAAACUUACUUCUCUUGAGCAAUUAUUUUUGCCAUUAUUUUCCCUUUAUACAUAGUCGGUUUAUUAUUAUAUAUUUGUCAAACAAUGUUUAUCUCUUUCAGUCUAUUUAACGCUUCAACGUUUCUUUACAAUUUUACAUACUUUUUCUUUUUUCAUUAUACUACCCCAUUUAAGAGUGUUUAAAUGUGACAAAUAACCAUGAGUGAAUAAUCACAUACAGUUUAUGAACCCCUUACUUCCUUUAUCACAAUAUAUCCUCAUUAAGUUUUAUCACUAUUAUCUAACUAACUAAUCAUAUAAUUUGUAAGUGCUCUGUGGUUUUUUUUCUUUUCUUGUUUUCAAUAGUCUAUUUUUUGAUAUACAUUUUGUAUAAUUCAUCUAUUGACUUAGUUUAAAGCACUCUAGUAAGUUUUCAUUCAGUAUGGAAUAAUAUUUAAAUAAAGAUGUGUGAAGUUUUUAUUGUGUUUCUUUCUAUUUCUACCUCUACAUCAAAUGGAAGCACUAAGUUUCUUUUCUAUAUCUAAUCGAUUCCACACAUGUAUACAAAUGAAGAAAAACAGUUGUGUGAGUAACUUGAUAUGAUUAUGAGCAAUAGUUUGUGCUCGAAACGUCAUCAGUUAAUAUUACUGUACAACACUGUGUGACUUAUCAAAAUAAAAUCUUAUCCAUAAUGGAGUUAUACUCUACCAGCACAGUGCCCAAGUUUUAUACUUAUAUCAACUGAUACGUAGUGUCGCAAUUUGAUCGGUGCAUGACUUGUUUCUCCUGAAUCCAGUGUGUUCCGGUCGAAAUGUUUCAUCGAGGGAGUGUUUGAUUCUCUCCAGGAUGAUGUGGCUUGGUUUUUUGCUUGGGAAAGACAGGAGCAUAAUGCCGCGCCAAUUCUUGCAUUGACUUAAGUCUCCUUUCUUUGGCAGUUUGAAAAGGUCGCCUUUCCUCCAACUAGCGGGUUACUUUGCCUUCUUUCCAUACAUAGGUAUAAUACUUAAUUAUCCGUACUUAUAUCAGUUUCUUUUCGGUUGCUAAGAUCACAAAACAAUCCGCUGUUGGGAUCACUUAAUGUAUGUGUCAACUGUGUUCUUGGCUGGUUAUCGCUGUCAAAUCCUCUCCACCCAUCUUGUCUCAUUUUAAUGUCUUCAUUCUAAGCCAAUGUUUGUGAUCCUAACAUUAUCCAAAGUACUGCCUUUCAGUAACUGACUAACUUGUGUAAUUUUAUCGUUGAAAAGAUUUUUAACCUAUUGCGCUGCAAAAGUAACAGAUUUGAGAUAAGGAGAACGGUAGCCUUAUUUGCUUACAAAAGUGUAUGGUUGCUUAUUACAUCUCGAUCUCCAACACCGUGGAAGCCGAUUUCUUCUUGGGGUUUGAUUGCAAAGGUCAGGGUUUUUUACAAAAACAGUUGACUGGAAACACUAUCGAAAAUUGCGGAUGAUAAGUGAGUAGACUUAAGAAUAAAUUUGGAGUAAACUGCAAAGUACUGAUCGAUAACUUCAAAGAGGAAUCCUUAGUUGGUGAAUGUUAAAAUUUUAUAUAUAUGUCUAUGUAAAUUAGAGUAAAGCCUGAAGAAGAUCUAAUUGAAAACAAUAUUGUUCGCUUAUAUGUCUUGUUCUAAUAUUAUAAAUGGGAAUAUUUAAAGAAUGUGCUUUGUAUAAAAGAACAUUAUAACUAACACCAGGCUCGGAACUUUGUUAAGUGAAUGGCUGUCGGUUUCACCAAAAGCUCUUAUAUAGUGAGAACCUUCAAUUCGAAAAGAAGUAAAAAUAAAAUUAUUCAAUACUACUCUCCUUAGAACAACACAGAACAAGAAAAGAAAGAAAAAGUCUAUAGGAAACCUCAAACAGUAAUGGACAAGACUCCAAAUAGUAACAUUCUAGCGCCCCUAUAUUAACUCUGUACGUUUAUAUAACUAAUUCAUGUACGCAUGUUAUGCGCUUACAGAAACUAAUUUUAAAUAUGCUUGCAAAAUAUAUGUCGUUUAUUACUUAAAUUUUUACGCGGUUUUACACCUGCGUUCGCCUCGCGCUCUUCGAAAUCUGAUUUUGUUAACAUUACAUCUCAAGUUUUCACUUGUGUUUCUUAAUACAACGUUGUUC
Messenger RNA from Trichobilharzia regenti, 5281 nucleotides. The record is from the annotation of a GenBank genome assembly. NCBI's taxonomy places the organism in Eukaryota, Metazoa, Platyhelminthes, Trematoda, Strigeidida, Schistosomatidae.